UUUAAUGGAGUGGCAUUCGAGAAUUUUCUAAUUUCUCAUAUUUGAUUGAGCUCUGGAUUCAUUCUGAAUACAAUUUCACCAGUUUUCACAAAUAUUAAAUCAUCUUUUUGAUCAUUAAAUGCUCCGCCUGGCUUGAUAAACAAAAGAUUUUGCGAUCUUUUAAAAAUUUAAACUCGUAUUUCAUCAUUUCUAUUCUUUAGUAUAGGAUUCCGAAACAUAUGUUCGGCAAAUAGCCAAGAUGUCGGUACAGAAAACGAUACAGCUGGUAGCUCGUCUGCCACCAAGCAACAACGUCAUCAACAUCGGCGGUGUGGACGCCAUGACGAAUCGGCAAUACGUCAUAUCCCGGGUGGUCAGACCCUCCUUCGUUGUGGAGAACAGCAUGGCCGCCCUACACCAGCAACAACUUCAAACUCAUCAUAAAUCAGUUCUUCUCGACUCUGACGAGUCGUCGGACUAUGAGUCCGUGUCGUCCGGUGGGGAUGGAGUCAGGAAGAGGAAGAGGCUGACGAACUUGUCUCACGAGGAAAAAAUUAUGAGAAGAAAGCUGAAGAACCGAGUGGCAGCCCAAACAGCAAGAGACAGAAAGAAGCAGAGAAUGACAGAGCUGGAGAUUGCCAUUGUGGCUCUUCAGGAGCAGAACAAACAGCUAGAAACUGAGAAUUCAGCUCUCAAAAAUUGCACUGAAGCUCUACUAAAAGAGAACAAGCAGCUCAAAUUACAGCUGACUAAGAGAAAUAGUAACAAAGACAAAGUUGGUGACAUCACUGACGUCAUAAAUAACAACGCUUCCACUGAUAACGUGGUUUGCAAGAGCGAAAAUGUCGACGACUCAAAUUCAAACGCCAAACACCAUCACGUCAUUCAUGUAACCAAAAAACAGUUGCGCCCGUCAAACUCAAUAGUUUCCACAAAAAAUGUCAAAAAGUCUGCUACUACGAAUGAUAGUUAUAACAAUGACGAUGAUGGUACAAAUGCCAGUACUACGAAUGAUUAUACUACUACUAUAAACACCACAAAUGAAAUUGAAAUCAGCACAUUACCAGAGUUACCUUCCAGUACAGACGACAUCAAACUUGAGUACCUGAUUGACGGAGUCAAAAUGUACACCACGGCUUCAGAAGUCUCGCAUGAAAAUGACCUCAUGUCGCAGUUGCCUUCUACUCCAUCCAACGUUGGUGAAAUCCAAGUGGCAGAUGAUGUUUCCCUCGAUGAGGACGUUGAUGUUGUCAGUGGUGGUGGUGAAUGCCUCAUCAGGGAUGGAACGUUUGUGGUCAGCAGCAGCAGCAACAACAAGACUGAUAGUCAGAUCGUUAAUGAUGCAAGCGUCAUUGGCACGAGUAACAAAAACGGAAAAAUUGUAGUCAUUUGUUGCACAAACAAUAGCAGCAGCCAUAACAACAACAUUAACGAUUCUCAGAACAACACAUUAUUCACAUUAAACAACAAUAGCAACAUAACUUUGCUGCCGAAACUACCUCCAAAACAACUACAAAUCAUAUCAUCAUCCUAAGCAACAACAACAACAACUCAGAAAAACUUACAAUUCAUGCCUAAGAACCGAGUAAAUGUAAGGACAACAGAAUCUUUAUAACCAUUAAAAAAAAGGGCCUGAUUAACUGCCCCAUGCACCGCAACGCACACCCACGGGUCUGCAACAACAACAACAAGGUCGCGAAAGAUCGCAGAUCGCAUGUCGCAUCUGCAACAGCGCCGGCAGAAGCAACAGCAGCUGACACAGUGUCAAGAGAGGAGGCAGAAGCAUUUGAAAAUUCGCACCUCUCUACUGAAAAAGUGGUGGGGCCGUCGGUCGAAGAGCUGGAAUCAAUUAGGGAAUUCAUGACAUUCGACGACGACAACCGGAUGAUGUACGAUGGUGAAGGGACUUCCAUAAGCUCACACAACAACACCAAUGACAUUAAUAAAUACAACACCAAUGACACCAACAACAACUGCAAUGAUGAUAUUGAGAGUAUACUGCUAGCUAGCUCCGACGUAGAGAUGGUAAAACUGAGAGAUGACAUUUUACACCAAAACAGCAAUGAUAUCGCUAAUGAGGGUUUAAACUUUAAGGUUAAGAAAGAGGAGGCACUAGAUUUUGAGGCUUGUUUCGAUGAGUUUGAAGAUUUUCUAAGUAACAUUGAUGUCGGCGGUGACAGUAACUCUAAAAUGAUAUUCGAUGACAUUAAUAAAGAUGACAGCAUUAAUCCCAAUCUUAACUCUAAAUCUGUCUUCCAUCUCUACCCACAUCUGUCAUCUUCAGCGACAGUCGACUCUGCCUCUAUCCAAGACAACAACUUUACCACCGCUUCAACUUCUACUGCUUCUUCUACUGCUACUACUACUACUACUACU
This is a messenger RNA of Helobdella robusta, 2355 nucleotides long. RefSeq lists its product as hypothetical. Gene Ontology annotation, molecular function: DNA-binding transcription factor activity, RNA polymerase II-specific; RNA polymerase II transcription regulatory region sequence-specific DNA binding. Gene Ontology annotation, cellular component: nucleus. Lineage: Eukaryota; Metazoa; Annelida; Clitellata; Rhynchobdellida; Glossiphoniidae. The record is from RefSeq and is a predicted model, not a curated record. The transcript is spliced from 3 exons. Bases 239 to 1513 code for a protein of 424 amino acids.